Messenger RNA from Acanthosepion pharaonis, 1845 nucleotides. The record is from the annotation of a GenBank genome assembly. NCBI's taxonomy places the organism in Eukaryota, Metazoa, Mollusca, Cephalopoda, Sepiida, Sepiidae.
AUGCUUUAUAUUACUGCUAAUCCCAAAGACAUCAACAUUUUGCCCGAAUAUGACAAAGAUCCACGUGUCGUUCAGAACCUCAUUGAUGGAGUCAACCGUACCAGAGAUGACGUCCACAUGUGGCUGACACCAUUCACGACUGGAAGGAAUCAUUGCAUCACCAUGACAUUUGCUCAACCAUACAGCAUUGCACUUAUUCGCAUUUGGAAUUACAACAAAUCCCGCAUCCAUUCUUUUCGAGGAGCUCGAGAUGUUGAUAUCACGUUGGAUGGUAAACUCAUCUUCAGGGGAGAAAUUGCUCGAGCUUGUGGUGGCAUUGAAGGAGGUACUGAGGCUUUUGGUGAUACGAUCCUGUUUAGUGUGGAAGAGGAAAUCCUGGAAGCCGUCUCUCGGAAUGAUGAAGCCUAUGAAGGUGAUGCCCUUGAGGACAUUAGCUGGGAAGAGAAUCUGGAUAUUCAUCGGCCAAACACUGCUACAAUUGCUGACGAUCAUGAUGAUGGGGAUCGACCUUUCACCCGAGCAUGUGGCAUUAUUAAUGAAGUAGAAGAGCAGCAGCAUCAGUUAUCUGCCCUUGACCUUAUGAACUCUGUGGACAAAGAAGUGUCACUUCUGAAAGGAAAACAUUUGAAAUUAAAUUUUAUGCAAACUUGGGGUGAUCUGCAUUAUUUGGGCCUGACAGGUUUGGAGGUGUUUGGUAUUGAUGGUCAAAGUAUUCCCCUGCAUGUAAACAUGAUCACUGCUGACCCCCAGGAUCUCCAUUCUCUAUCUGGUCAUGAGAGAGAUGAUCGCACACUGGACAAAUUAAUUGAUGGCACAAAUGUGACAAUAUCUGAUGAACACAUGUGGUUGGUGCCAUUUACGUCUGGUCAACAGCAUUUGGUAAACAUUGAAUUUCCACAGCCUAUCACAAUAUCGGGUAUUCGCAUUUGGAAUUACAACAAGAAUGUCGACGAUACUUACAGAGGAGCCAAAAUUGUCCAUGUUGAGAUUGAUGGACGGGUCAUUUCUCCUACAGAUGGCUACUUAUUGCGAAAAGGCUUAGGAAACUGUCAUUUUGACUUCUGCCAAGAGAUCUCAUUUAUGCCGACUGACCACAUGUCUCCACGCCACAAGAAUCUCAACUCUGCAAGGUCAAUCUCGACUGAUCAACCAAAUUUGUGUUAUGAAACAGUUCCUAUGCCUUCAGGAUUCAUCUACCAGUUGCAAUUAUUCAGUACCUGGGGUGAUCCUUACUACAUUGGACUCAAUGGACUGCAGUUUUAUGAUUCAUCAUUCAACCAGAUUUUGCUGGAGGAAAACAAUAUUGCAGCCUAUCCAGACAGUGUGAAUGUUCUCAACCCCAACCAACAAACAGAUGUUCGCACACCUGAUAAACUUAUUGAUGGCAUCAAUGAUACCAAUGAUGGUGCUCACAUGUGGCUGGCUCCAGUUCUUCCAUCAAUUGUAAAUAAAGUUUAUGUGAUAUUUGAUCAACCCACAACAGUAUCCAUGAUAAAAAUCUGGAAUUACAACAAGACACCAUCCAGGGCCACAAAAGAUUUUGCUUUGUUAGUUGAUGAACUUUUGGUAUGCAAUGGAACCCUCCCUGCAGUAAGCACUGCCUCUCGGGGGAUCUUACCAACUUGCGACAUACCACAACCCUACCACACUAUUUUGUUUAGUGGGGAUCAGGAUAUUCUGCAAAAGGAGAAACACACCAUUAUAAGUGUUGAUGCCUUUGCUAAGAUCGUCUCUAAGUGGUCUUUCCUUUCCAGCCAUAGCCACCUGACCAUUCUGAUUUCUUUGUUCAUUCCAUUUCUGUUCCACCUAAUCACAUCCUUUCUUACUUUAACUCUGUCUCCUUAA